AUGCUGACAUUUCAUUUUACCAUCAACUUUUUGUUUUCGCUGGUCCAACUCACUGUGGGGGCUUUCGCAAAUGGCAUCAUCGUGGUGGUGAAUGGCUCUGACUUGCUCAAACAGAGAAAAAUGGCUACAGUGGAUCUCCUUCUCUUCUGCCUGGCAGUGUCUAGGAUUUGCCUGCAGUUGGUCAUCUUCUACCUUCAUCUGCUUGUUUCUUCCUUCAUGGAAUUUCCUAUAUAUCCUGCGAACUUUGUAGCUAUCGCGUUUGUAAACGAAUCAGGACUGUGGCUGGCCACGUGGCUAGGCGUUUUCUACUGCGCCAAGAUUGCCACGUUCCCUCACCCGCUCUUCUUCUGGCUGAAGAUGAGGAUAUCCAAGCUGGUGCCAUGGCUGAUCCUUGGGUCCCUGCUCUUUGUAGCUCUCGCUUCUGUUUUCCACAGAAAAUACACAUGGCCUCUUUCCCAGAAAUACAUCAUGGCCUUUUUCUCCAAAAAUACAACUCAAUGCAAAGAAAUACCUUACUUCUUUUACUACUUUUUCUUCCUUGAGUUCUCCUUGCCAUUUCUCAUCUUCCUCACUGCGGUGCUGCUCUUGGUGUAUUCCCUGGGGAGACACACCCAGCAGAUGCGAACCACCGCCAGGGGCCCCGGGAGCCUCCGCAGGAGUGUCCCCGCCAGCGCUCUGUGCUCCAUCCUGGCCUUUCUCAUCCUCUACUUCUCCCACUACAUGGUGGCCGCUUUGCUCGCUUUUAAAGUUUUCGACUUCAGAAGCCUCGUCUUUCAGUUAAGCAUCUUGUUUAUUGGCACUUAUCCCUCUGGACACUCUAUCAUCUUAAUUUUAGGAAACCCAAGACUGAAACAAAAUGCAAAGAAGUUCUUCCUCACUGGUAAGUGCUUUCAGUAA
Molecule: messenger RNA, 897 nt
Organism: Tupaia belangeri chinensis (Chinese tree shrew)
Lineage: Eukaryota; Metazoa; Chordata; Mammalia; Scandentia; Tupaiidae
Gene: TAS2R1
Product: taste 2 receptor member 1
Exons: 1
Coding region: 1-897 (298 amino acids)
Biological process (GO): detection of chemical stimulus involved in sensory perception of bitter taste; sensory perception of taste; G protein-coupled receptor signaling pathway
Cellular component (GO): membrane
Molecular function (GO): bitter taste receptor activity; G protein-coupled receptor activity
Source: RefSeq, a predicted model, not a curated record